AUGACGUUCAUCGACUGUGUGGAGAAGUGUUUUGACUCCCACCUAACUCUGCCUUUAAGAAAAUGUUUUGAUUCUUAUCCCUCUCUCUCUCUCUCUCUCUCUCUCUCUUGCCAACUUGACUUGACUUCGACGCUAGGAUUCGAGCCGAAUCACAACGCGUGUUCGCUCGCCUGGCAGCUAUAUGAUCUUCGCAUGAAGCACAGAAAGGCUACUGUUGAAUUUCAACAGUUGAAUCAAGCCGAAGGGGUUGUCAUUCUCAGGAAAAGGACGAGAUCAUUGGAGCGGCGGUUGCUUGAGAGCCUUGUAGCCGUGCAAAACAUGAAGCAACUGCUCGAUGCUGGCCAAGCGUCGGCGCAACUCGAAAAGACUGCCAUGCUCAUGAAAAAUCGCCUUGACGAGUGCAAGAACGUCAUGCAGGGCGUAUUUGAUGCAGGAGCUGCUUUGGGCGAGUACGCUGCCGUCCUGCACACUGUAUCUGAGAUUGAGACCGCUUUUAACAGCUUGCAACUUACCAAGCCACUGCUAGCCCUGAAGGCUUUGGGCGACGACGAUGACGAUGACCUGUAGCUUUGCGAUUGUUUUUGUCCCAUUGAGGCGAUGCCUGAAAGAUUGAGUCAAUUGGUCAAGCCAUCCUAAUGAGAUCGUGUUGCUGGUCGUAUCAGUGAAGAGACUCUCAUCGACAGAGCAAAGCUGCCACGCCUCAAAAAAAUUGCAUUUGCAUCUUC
Molecule: messenger RNA, 725 nt
Organism: Monosiga brevicollis MX1
Lineage: Eukaryota; Choanoflagellata; Craspedida; Salpingoecidae
Exons: 3
Coding region: 1-567 (188 amino acids)
Source: RefSeq, a predicted model, not a curated record